Messenger RNA from Peniophora sp. CBMAI 1063, 363 nucleotides. The record is from the annotation of a GenBank genome assembly. Lineage: Eukaryota; Fungi; Basidiomycota; Agaricomycetes; Russulales; Peniophoraceae.
AUGAACAACAACGGUAGUGGCGCUCAAGGCCCCGGAGGGGCACCUCCAGCGGCUGCCGCUGGCGUCACCGUCUCCGCUGAGAUCCUCCUUUUUAUCAUGGGUAUCAACGGGCGACUGGACUCCAUCGCGGAGCAACUUGCCGCACAGAGCGCCGAGAUCGCCGGCCAGUCGCGCGACAUUGCCGCGCAGAGCGACGCCGUUGCGAGCACGCCCGGGAUCCUGCAGGAGCUGCAGAAGCACGUCGACAAUCUGGGUCACACGGUCCGGAUGGAGUCGCGCGCUCUGCACGUCAUCGUCGACACCGGCUUCACGAACACCAUUGAGACCCUCCGCUGUGCGUCUGCUCUGUUUGCCGCGUUAUAG